This is a messenger RNA of Lachnellula hyalina, 654 nucleotides long. RefSeq lists its product as uncharacterized. The transcript has 2 exons. The coding region runs from base 1 to 654 and encodes 217 amino acids. Gene Ontology annotation, cellular component: spliceosomal complex. Lineage: Eukaryota; Fungi; Ascomycota; Leotiomycetes; Helotiales; Lachnaceae. The record is from RefSeq and is a predicted model, not a curated record. Gene Ontology annotation, biological process: mRNA splicing, via spliceosome.
AUGGCGUACAUAGAUUCGGAGCUAGCUAAACGUCAGGCAGCCGAAGGGCUAGCACCUGUUUCUGCAUUUGCGAGAGAAGGGGGAGGUGGUACGGUGGGGUGGAAGGACGAGAGUGGACUGCGGAAGGAUAUUGAUGUGCAGAGACAGCCUGCUGCGUUGGGGAAGCUGAUGGAGAUUGAUCUGGGGGAUGAGGCGAGAGAUCGGAACGUGCAGCGUACGGAUAAGGCGAGGCGAAGGCUAGGUGGAGAGGAGGUCGAGGAGGAAGUUGUGCAGAAGCCUGUGAAGAUCCGCUUGGGGCCUGAUGGAAAGCCUUGGAGGGGACGGAAACGAAGGGGCAGUGACGAUGUGAAGAGGGAUAAGCUUGUUGAAGAGGUGAUGAGGGAGAAUAGACUGGAAAUCUACGAGGAACCGCAGGAAGAGCCGCCUAACAAUGACGACCAAGGUGCAGAUGACAGAAUAGCAGAGGCAUUCAAGAGGGAUUUCAUGGAUGCGGUCUCUCAGAGACAGAGGAAGAAGACCGCGCCUGCGCCGCCGCCGGCCAGGGGCCCUGGUGGUAAGAAGGAAGAAGAAGCUCUGAAGGGACCGAAGCUGGGUGGGAGUAGGAGCGCCAGAGCGGCAAUGCGGGAGACGAUGUUGAAGAGCGCGAAGAAAUAG